Alternaria metachromatica is the source of this 3018-nucleotide messenger RNA. RefSeq lists its product as uncharacterized. The record is from RefSeq and is a predicted model, not a curated record. NCBI's taxonomy places the organism in Eukaryota, Fungi, Ascomycota, Dothideomycetes, Pleosporales, Pleosporaceae. The transcript is spliced from 4 exons. The coding region runs from base 1 to 3018 and encodes 1005 amino acids.
AUGCGGGUUGUGAAGAUCUUUGCGGCCUUCUGUGCCUGUUCGAAAUACACGGCGCAUGCUUUGCUCGAGGAGAAGUUCGUGGGCUUCGAGCCUGGAGAUCAAGCCUUGGAUGUUGCUGGCGCUACCGUCAUAGCUGACGCAGAUGAUUUCGUGGGUAUUCACAUUGCGCUAAAUAGCCUGGUGAACGACUUCGAGCAGAUCGCUGGAACCCGACCCGCGCUCAAGAACGCCACUACUAACUCUACGUUUUCGACUUCAUCAACGGGCAUCAUCGUCGGCUCGGUGGGUUCGAGACUCAUCCGUCAUCUGUCCUCCGAGAAAGGUCUUGACAUAUCAGAUCUUGAGGGGAAGUGGGAGGUAUUCAAAACGGCUGUGAUCGCUGAUCCAAUAGCCGGAGUGGAACGGGCGCUGGUCAUUGUGGGCAGCGAUAAGCGCGGUACUAUUUUUGGUGUUCACACGCUUGCCGAACAAAGUGGGCAGUCUCCAUACCAUUGGUGGGCGGAUGUCCCGACGAAGAAACACGCCGCUAUCUUCGCACUACCAAAGGUCACUGUUCAUGGCCCGCCAUCAGUCAAAUAUAGGGGGCUCUUCAUCAACGACGAAGCACCAGCAUUAGUAACAUGGUGGGCUGCACGACACAACUCCUCCCACUAUCCUCUCGACACCGAGUUCUACGCCCACGUGUUCGAUUUACUACUCCGGUUGAAAGCCAACUACCUGUGGCCUGCCAUGUGGGGAUCGACAACACCAGCACCAGGUCAUAUUUUCUUUACAGAUGAUCCAGGAAAUCAGCAGCUCGCAAACGACUACGGUAUCGUAAUCUCUACCAGCCAUCACGAGCCGAUGCAAAGAGCCACCAAUGAGUGGAACGCAACUGAGACCGGGCCCUGGGAUUGGAGGUUGAACAAGGACAACGUCACGCGCUUUAUGGAAGAGGGCAUUCGCAGAAUGGGAAACAACGAAAGUUAUGUGACGCUGGGUAUGCGUGGCCCAAGUGAUAGCGCGAUAGUCGGUGACGAUGCCUUGGAGAUACUUCGAGAAGUGUUUGAAGUCGAGCGUCAGAUCUUCAAAGAAGUUCUAGGUGAUCAGAAAGUGAACCAAGCAUGGACGAUAUAUAAGGAAGUGGCGACCUAUUACGCAGCCGGACUUAACCCUCCCGAUGAUGUCACUAUCAUCAUGCCCGAUGACAACCAUGGCCAGAUUUUGCGCUUACCCACUGGUAACGAGACUGCCAGGGAAGGCGGCGCUGGCGUUUACUUCCACUUUGAGUAUUUUGGUAGACCGCGAUCGUACAAGUGGUCAAAUACCAACAGCCUGGUCAAGCUUUUGCAAGCUUACUGGCGCGAUGCGAACCAGGUUUGGGUCAUCAAUGUUGGUGAUGUCAAGCCUUUGGAGUUACCUUUUGGAUUCGCUAUGGACUUGGCUUGGGACAUCUCGAAGUUCGACUUCGACAUGAUACCGGAGUAUCUGCGCCUCUACGCCGAGAGGGAGUUCGGCAUGGAACGUGCAGACGAUAUUGCGGCUCUACUGAUGGAGUUCAACUAUCUCAUUGGAAUGCGCCGCUUUGAGAUGGUUCAACCAGACACGUAUUCAGUAUUAAACUAUCAUGAAGCGGAAACGGUCCUGACAAGAUGGAACACGCUUGCGCGCGGAACGAAAACACUAUACGACCAGAUGCCGGACGAUCACAAAGCCGCAUUCUACGAGCUACUGUUCUAUCCCCUAGUAUCGGGCGCCACAUACUACGCAGUAAACGUUCGCACUGGAAUGAACUACCGACAUGCUAUGGAGCGAAGGAACUCGGCAAACGCCCUCGCUCAUCAGAUUUUGGCCGACUUCGAAUAUGACUACGAUCUAGUUGAAGGUUUCGACGCUGUCCUGAAUGGGAAAUGGCUGAACAUCAUGUCUCAGGCCAAACUCGAAACAUUCGACACCACAAAGCCCAAGAACUGGAUGAAUCCAUCCCGAGAUAUAGUCUCGAAUCUUUCUUUCGUUCAGCUGCGUCAAAACAUGCAGUUCUCCGUCGGUAAUCUUGGUAUCUAUGCGGAGGGCUCCAAUAGUCCUCUCGACCAGGGCCGAUGGGCUGAGUCAAUCGAUCCAUCGAUGCCUUUCACCAAGUCUCCAGCCAAGGUACCGGAGAUGAGUCCCUAUGGUCCUCGUCAGCGGACUAUUGAUCUCUUCAUGCGAGGUGACUACCGCGUUCCGCUCGACUGGCAGCUCGGUGAUAUCCCGGUGGAUUGGCUAUCGAUAACACCAAGCUCUGGUGAACUCAACCAGACCGUCGACGAGCAACGCCUCAACAUCACCAUCGACUGGACGCGGGUGCCAGAAGGAUACAACGACACUGUAGAGGUUGGUGUAACAUCAACGCCAUCAUUUUACCCAUACUACGACAUCAUACAUGUUCCAGUGAACAAUUUCAAAGUACCCGGCGAUUUCCUAGGCUUCCCAGAAACUGCCGGUUACAUUUCCAUUGAGAGCCCGCACUACCAGCGCUCGUCGCUCCAUAACGGCACUGCAAACAACACGGUAUCAUUUACUCAUACUCCCUACCUGGGUUCGCGCACCGAAUCUGGCUCGAUCGCAAUACGGCCGUUCCAUGCUGCUCGGGCUUCUCUUGAAGACGCUACCAAGGCAUUUGUCGAAUAUGAUAUUUAUCUCUUCAACCAUACCACUGCCCUAAACGCCACGAUAUACAUUACUGCCUGCCUAGAUACCGAUCCUAAUCUUCUCAUGGAAUUUUCGCUUUCCCUUGAUGACACCCCUCAAAACUUCACGCGUGUGUUGGGUGACCCGGAGGACGCGGGCGAUGUGCCACCGGAGUGGACCAGUGAAGUGAUGAAUCAGGUUUGGACGAGGAAGGUCAGUCUUGGUGAAGUAGCGGAAGGAAAACACACGCUUCGAUGGAGUGUCAAUAGUCCGGAGGUUUACUUGGAGAAGCUUGUUCUAGAUACUAGGGGCGGGGUCAAAGACAGCUACCUAGGGCCGCCAGAGACGAUGAUGGUGGGAUAUACAUGA